AUGACAAAUCGCGCAGUUACCGAAAUCUGGAGACGGGGCAAACAGUGUUUGUGCGUAACUUUGGCCAGGGGCCAGGAGUGGUUAGCAGACGUGGUUGAGAGUCAGACGGGACCCUUAUCUUUCAGAGUGAGGUUAGAGGACGGACGGUUAGUCAAGCGACACAUAGAUCACGUUCGACAGAGAACGACCAAGACUAAAAGUCCAGAGGGACAAGCAAUGAUGGAGGACAAUCCCAACAUUGAGGUAGACCAACAGCAAGGAAAAGAGAGCACAAGAUUGUCAACAGCAACGAACGCUCCGGAUGUCACCGAACAUCAGCAAACAGAACAAGCAGAGACCGAGGCUGAUCAGCAAUGGGAAAUGAGAGCUGUCCUCCGGCGUUCCGCACAGAUUUCGAGACCUCCAGAAAAACUGCAUUUAAAACAGGCACAAAGAUGUGAGCCUACUGGUAAACUAUCUGAAGAAUUUCAUUAUAACUUUUCAACAGUUUCAGCCAAACAAGAUACAGUUAAAGCAUUAGCUGGUUUUGGCAUUUUCCAACUAAACAUUUACGCCUUUCCAGCACCCUCUCCUCCAAGACAGAUCAGAGUUCAGUCUUUACUGGCAACUAGAGUUGUGUUGACAUGGAAGGCACCCUUUUAUGUCAAUGGACCUAACCUCACGUAUUAUAUCAAUUAUACAUCCUCUAGUAAUACUGUUGUAACUUCAAAGACCAGCACACAACCAACUAUUACUUUGGUUGGUCUUACACCCUAUACUCAAUAUAAAGUCAUAUUUCAAGCUGCUACUUAUGCCCAAAUCAAUGUCAGCUCUUCUAUUUGGCUGAAAAGUGUCCAAGCUACAAUUUCAUUUACAACUCGUCAAGCAAAACCUAAUCGUCCAACUAAUGUACAAGUUGACAUAGUGUCUGCUGACUCAGUUUUGAUCAAGUGGCAGCGUCCUUUAGUAUCCAAUGGCCCAAUUUCAUACCAUAAAUUUUGUUACAAGAAGGUUAGCAGCAGACAAACUUGUAGAACAACUACCAAUACUGCAAGUCGGCUCACCAACCUCAAACCUUUCUCUUAUUACUUUCUAAUUGUGACGGCUGUCAAUGUUGAAGGAUCCACUAAACUGGAAAGCAAGUGGAGCAUGCCAAUACAAUUCCGAACUUUGUCAUCUAUUCCAAGCGAGCCACGACAAUUGACAGUCACUGACAAACAAAUACAAUCAGUUCAUCUCAAGUGGCAAAAACCUUCUAAUCCUAAUGGAGUGAUAGCAAAAUAUGACAUUAUUGUAGUGCAGGGAGGAGGUAUCGAUCCUAGUAACUAUGAUAGCAACAUGUUGGUUGCUAACAAGAGUGUCAGUGGAAGCAUCUCAGCUUUCACAGUAACUGAAUUGACAGAGUUAACACGUUACAGUGUGUGGACUGUUGCAGUCAAUAUUCGACGAACUGACAAAGCAAAGUUAACUAGUCCUCCAAGUCAAGUGAUAACGUUUAAUACUAAAGGUGGAGUAAAUACUGCUCCUCGAAAUAUUACGUCUCUCCAAAUGACUAGUACUUCAGCUCUAAUCACUUGGCAGCAACCUCUGUUUUCAACACCAAGAUCAGUUAGUAGUUACUAUAUCAGAUAUUUUAAAUCAACAAGACCUGAUCGCAAAAGAUACUCGCAAAAUACAAGAGAAAGAAGAUUCAAUCUUACUAGUUUGAACAAUUAUACAAACUAUACAAUAGACAUAGCAGCUUAUGUGCAUCCUCUGUUGUCUCCUUAUUAUGCAUCAUAUAAUUUUACAACUAAACAGGCUGCACCAAGUCCUCCACAGAAAGUAAAAGCGAAUGACAUCAGAGCUACAAGUGUAUCAAUAUCUUGGAUGCAGACACUUCGUGCCAAUGGUGUGUUGAAGAAAUACAGAAUAUAUAUUCAGUCUGAUCACACUAGCCGACCCAAUAAUCUUAAUAAUGGCAAUAAAACAGUUUCACCGUCACAGCGAGUUGUAACGAUCGGCAAAUUGAUUCCUUUCACUACCUACUAUAUUUGGGUUACUGCCAUCAAUGUGGAGGAUGGACAAGAAUUAGAAAGCAAAUUUGAACGUCCCACUGUUUUCAAAACCAAUGCAGAAGCGUCAUCACCUACAAGGAAAGUUCGGUGCUUGAACAUCACUUCCCAUUCAGUCGUUGUCUCAUGGAGAAAGCCAGCCAAAGUUCAUGAAACUAUUGUUCAAUACAAUGUGUCUUUAGUUGCAUUUCCAAAGCAAGAGAUUGUCAAAACAUACCUAGCAGAAAAACAUGAAAAUCAUUUUCUUUUUGUUGACAAUCUUGUGCCCUAUACUCAAUAUACCGUUAAGGUUCAGGCUGGAACUCGUACUACAUGUUGUUCAACUUUACUGUGGAGUGAUCCCAACACAGAUGAACCAACAGUCACAUUUACAACACAACAGUCUGCUCCUUCACGCCCUGCAAGACCAAAUGCUACAAAUGUUCUCUCUCGUUCUUGUCUAAUUAAGUGGAAACUUCCUGAUUCUCCUAAUGGUGAUAUUCACUUCUACCUCUUGUCUCUUUAUAAGAAUACUGAUAAUAUUGAUCCAUCGAUAUCACAUAAAACAUCAAACAUAGAUACGUUUAGACAUCCUGCAAAGAACAGCACUCUUCAAAUGAAGCUGUUAUCUUUAUCGCCUUACACAUUUUACGGAGCCGCAGUAACUGCAGUCAACAUCAUGAACAAUACAGAACUAAAAUCCAAACAAAGUGAACUAGUGAAUUUCACAACUGCAGAUGAAACACCUACGGCUCCAUCUAAUUGUGAUAUCAAGAAAGGAGACAGCACCUCUAUUCGUGUGUCGUGGGACACUCCUUAUCCGUUUGACUACAAAGUAGAAUUUUACAAAGUGAAGGUCAACUAUGCAGCGAACAGAGACGUAACAGCUAAGUUGCUCACGGUGUACGAUCAGUCCGUUCAACUAAGGAAAUUGCGUCCUUACACGAUGUAUAAUAUAACCGUCGUUGCUACCACAAACAACACAAGAAUUCUUGAAGGGCCGCCUUGCUAUUUGCAAACACGGACUACUUUGCCAAUACCGGACACUCCUUCCAACUGCACUGCCACAAAAACCAAUUUAACUUCUCUUCUUGUGAAAUGGAAUCCUUAUUCUUCAAGAGACAACGCAGUUGCAUUCUAUCAAUUGAUAUUUCAGUCUCAGUUCGAGACGAAAAUUGUCAAGACCAUACAGACAAGACUUCAAGAGACGAAUCUUACACCUGAUACCAACUAUAACAUCACAAUUAGUGCAUUUACAAACAACACGAAACUAUUGAGUGGGCCACCAUGUCAAUUGUUAGCAAGAACCGACAAAAACGAUAUUCAUGAGUCGAAGUCUACUGCAGCACCUCUUGUUGUUGCUGGGGUGUUACCCUGCUUGCUGGUGAUUGCUAGUGUUGUGGUUGCUGUUUAUGUCGUUCGGCAUCGCAAGAGAUGCUGCAACAGACACAUGCUGAAGAACGACGCCAAUGACACAGAAAAAAAUGCUCGUUGCUAUGAGCUGCCAUCAAUUGCACAAACCACACGUGGAAUCGAUGAUCUAGACAUGGCAGAAAGUAAUGCAUACAAUUAUGUCACCGUGAAGACAUGUGAGAUUGCUUCAUACGCUGACGUUGGCACAACAAUGAUGCAGAGCAAAGUUGGGUCACUAACAACAUCAGACGAUUCCAUUAUCUACGAAGAAGUAAACAUUUGAAUUUACAUCAAUGGUGCAAUAUUUGGUCAAACACGAAACAAACGCGUAUCACGUUUCUGUAUACAAUAGCAGGAAAGAAAAACGUAUGUAAUCAAAAUGUGGUAAACAUUCAUGAAGCGGCACUAUUGAACUAUGAAGCUUAGUUACAGUCGACGAUCUCAGAUCUAGUCACCGAUGAUGGUUGAGUUUUUUAGCUAAGCGUCGAUGAAUGCCCGUACAGUACAGCACCGAAACGAAACGCGCGUUCUUGAAUUCAUCAUAUAAACCUAUUGACACAGAUUAGGUAAAGAGUUUGACACUCAUAUAUUAGCUAGACUACCACACCAUCCAUGAUACAAUAAAAUUAGACUCGGUACUUCAAAACGUUGAUAUCCGAAUCACGUCUAUCUAUACAACACUUGAAAUAUUCAUAAAAUCACAUUUUUUAAGUAACGGGUUGAUUGUUGUUUUCAGUACAUGUACAUAUGCUUUGUUAUCUAGGAACGAGUGACAAGCGCAAUCGACUUAUUUGUAAAUUUUUAAUAUUUAUUACAAAUAUG
Molecule: messenger RNA, 4247 nt
Organism: Corticium candelabrum
Lineage: Eukaryota; Metazoa; Porifera; Homoscleromorpha; Homosclerophorida; Plakinidae
Product: phosphatidylinositol phosphatase PTPRQ-like
Exons: 15
Coding region: 1-3708 (1235 amino acids)
Molecular function (GO): protein binding
Source: RefSeq, a predicted model, not a curated record